UUGGCAGUUUGCUCCCAGUUCUCCAAAGGUGUGUAUGCCAUCAUCGGCCUGUAUGACAGGAAGACAGUCAACAUGCUCAUGUCCUUCUGCGGAGCGCUGCAUGUCUGCUUCGUCACGCCGUCCUUCCCCAUCGAGACGGCCAACCAGUUUGUCAUCCAGCUGAGGCCCGAGCUCCAGGACGCUCUGGUGGGAGUGAUCGACCACUACGGAUGGAACAAGUUUGUCUAUAUGUACAGUUCUGACUCAGGCCUGUCAGUGCUGCAGAAGGUUCUGGACACAGCAGCGGAGAGGAACUGGUUGGUGACCUCGGUCAAUGUGGAGACCAUGACGGAGGCCUCUUUCUUGAAAGUGUUCCAGGAUUUGGACAAGAGGAAGGAGGGCCAGAUUAUCAUCGAUUGUGAGACCGAGAGGCUCACUGGCAUCCUUAAAAAGAUUGUCGAGCAAGGCAAGAAUGCAAAGAGCUACCACUACAUUCUGGCUAACCUGGGCUUCCUGGACAUCGACCUGACAGACCUGAGGAAAGGUGGGGCGAACAUCACCGGCUUCCAGCUCGUCAACAACUCUGAGCCGGCCGUCAGCCGCGUCGUCCAGCAGUGGAUGGAGUUUGACAACAAAGACUCCAAAGUGCCCAAGAGUGGACUUAAAGUACUACUAGUCUUAACAUAUGACGGGGUAAAAGUCAUGUCCACGGCCUUCCAGAAUUUAAGGAGACAGAGGAUAGACAUCUCUCGAAGGGGCAACGCUGGAGAGUGUCUCGCCAACCCACCAGCUCCCUGGGGACAGGGCAUAGACAUCCAGAGAGCCUUGCAGCAGGUCCGUAUAGAUGGAUUGACUGGUCACAUUCAGUUCAAUGAGAAAGGCCGCAGAACCAACUACACUGUUAGCGUCAUGGAACUGGCCCCCUCUGGACCAAAGAAGGUUGGCUACUGGAAUGAAGAUGAAAAGUACGUGACUACCGCCAGCUUAGUUAGAGGCAGCAACGAGACUGGCGUCCUGCAGAACAGAACUUACAUAGUCACCACUAUCUUGGAGUCUCCAUAUGUGAUGCUAAAGAAGAACCACGAGCAGCUUGCAGGAAAUGACAAGUAUGAGGGCUACAUUGUCGAGCUGGCUGCAGAAAUAGCCAAACAUGUGGGCUACCAGUACAAACUGAAGGUUGUUUCAGAUGGCAAAUAUGGAGCCAGAGAUCCAGAAACCAAGAUGUGGAACGGCAUGGUGGGGGAACUGGUUUAUGGGAAAGCAGAUGUGGCUGUGGCUCCUCUGACCAUCACCCUGGUCCGUGAAGAAGUGAUUGACUUCUCCAAGCCCUUCAUGUCCCUUGGUAUCUCCAUUAUGAUCAAGAAACCCACCAAAUCCAAACCUGGCGUGUUUUCAUUCCUGGACCCGCUGGCUUACGAGAUCUGGAUGUGCAUUGUGUUUGCCUACAUUGGCGUCAGUGUCGUCCUGUUCCUUGUCAGUCGAUUCAGCCCGUAUGAGUGGCACGCUGAGGACUACGAGGAGGCCGGUGAGCCGCAGUCUCCCAACCAAGCAUCAGCCUCUAACGGGGCAAUGCAGCAGGGCCAGACACCAACACAACAGAACACCAACCAGCAGAGUCCUGAGCAAACCAAUGAGUUUGGCAUUUUCAACUCCCUUUGGUUCUCACUGGGGGCCUUCAUGCAGCAGGGCUGCGAUAUCUCACCACGCUCUCUGUCUGGCCGGAUUGUUGGAGGUGUCUGGUGGUUCUUCACCCUCAUCAUCAUCUCAUCCUAUACUGCCAACUUGGCUGCCUUCCUGACAGUGGAGAGGAUGGUGUCACCUAUAGAGAGUGCUGAGGAUUUGGCCAAGCAGACGGAGAUCGCCUAUGGAACACUGGAUGCUGGCUCCACCAAAGAAUUCUUCAGGAGGUCAAAGAUCGCCGUGUUUGAGAAGAUGUGGUCCUACAUGAAGGCAGCCGACCCGUCCGUGUUUGUCAAGACCACAGACGAGGGCGUAAUGAGAGUCAGGAAGUCCAAGGGCAAGUAUGCCUACCUGUUGGAGUCCACAAUGAACGAGUACAUAGAGCAGAGGAAACCGUGCGAUACUAUGAAGGUGGGAGGAAACCUGGACUCUAAAGGUUAUGGCAUCGCCACACCCAAGGGCUCCGCUCUCAGAAACCCAGUAAACCUGGCAGUGUUAAAACUGAACGAGCAGGGCCUCUUGGACAAAUUGAAAAACAAGUGGUGGUACGACAAGGGAGAGUGCGGCAGCGGGGGCGGGGACUCCAAGGACAAGACGAGCGCUCUGAGCCUCAGCAAUGUGGCGGGGGUCUUCUACAUCCUGAUCGGCGGCCUAGGCCUGGCCAUGCUGGUGGCGCUGGUGGAGUUCUGCUACAAGUCCCGGACCGAGUCGCAGCGAAUGAAGCAAUCCAUCAACGACGCCAUGCGCUGCUCCACCCUGACCAGGAUGAGUGGCAACGGGAGCGGCGGAGAGAACGGACGAAUCCUCGCCCACGACUUCCCCAAGACCGUUCAGACGCUGCCCUGUAUGAGCCACACCGCCAGCAUGGGACUAGGUGCCUCCGGCAUGUGAUCAUCACGUGACUGGCGGAGAGGAAUAGGCAGGGUGGGGCAGAAGAAGAGUACAAGACUCUAAUGGCCUCAAUAAGCAUGGCUGUCUGGUUUGGCCCAUCUGUCCUACUGGCUGUCAACACGCCCAACUUAAACAAGACUUAACCUACUGCCAAAAUGCACUCUCGAACCACUCCUUGCAAACUACAAACAGAGACUCACAAUUUGUUUUUUUAAAUAAGUGGAUGUUUGAAAAAGAGAUAUGGAAAAAAAGAAGGGAAAUGUGCUGCAAUAAAGAAGCCGUCAACAGGCGUGUUUUUGAAUUUUUUACGGUGUUCAUUUGUGUGGGGAAAAAAAUAACUUUAUUCUUCAGUGUGACGCCUGCGCUGUGCCAUUUCGAUGGAGCUGUUGACGUUAGUCUGCGUGUGCAAUAUCUUCACCUCCACUGCUGACCGUGUACUACCUAGAUGCUUUCUGAUGGCUGAUGGAACAUGUCUUUGCACAGACGAGGCAGAGGAGAACAAACACUUGUGACUGCUACAAUGAUUUGAUAUUGUUUUGGGACAUUCCCGCUCUCUUUCAUGCUCACAUUUACACACCAUUUUUGAAGGACAAAGUGCUGUGUGUAGCAUAGCCACUUUUUAUGAAAUAGUAUAUGGUUUACACUGUUGUAAUAGCGCAAAGAGCUUUGUCAAAUGUAGUUAUGAAAGUAAACACUGUUUAAAUUAGCAGUUGACCAGGCUACAACAAACGUGUUGCUGCUACACCUCAUUUAACACAUCAUGCCUUGUCUUUGUGCCAUAAUUACAUAUGCCAUACCAUAAUUCUCACAAAUGCACACAUACACUUGAUGCUACUGGGUAAUUUGUUUGACCGACAGAUAGUUUUACUAUUGAGUGAUAACAAAAACAGAGGGCAGAUUUAGAAACGCUCACUUUGACCUGAAAAAAGGUUAUAGAAUACACUGACACACUGACGUAUUACUCCUGUGGCUAUGUACAGUACUGAGUGACCUUACACUGUAUUCUACUGUUGUGACAUUCAUAGCAUAUCCAUUGUUUUACUAGUGAGACUAUUUGCAGCACACAUUGAAGGACAAAUAUUGACAAAUUCAGAUAUAAUCUGGAGAAAAUAUUCCUCAAACUAUUGUCGAAGCUGUUGCUGCAUGCUUCACUCAUGUACUUUCAGCUGUAUUCAGUUUUAAUGAAAUGGGCAGCACUCUUAAUUUAUUGAAAUCCCCUGCAGAUCGUUCAUGGCCUAUAAAAGGAAAGCCUCCUCUCGCUGUUGCUAGCUGGCUCAGGAAAGAGGCGGGAUGGAAACGCUUGGUGUGAGUGACAGAUUCACAGUCAAGGUUACGGUGGUCACCGCACAGCUCGGCUGGAGAGUUCUCCCUUUUAGAUCAUCAAGGAAACAGAGUGGCGGGCCCUGAGCAGCAGACUGCCUGUGUUUUUGGCGUGUAGGCCUUAAAAGAAAAUUCCACCAGAAAACAUUUCAAUACUCGUAACAAAACAUGGCUAUUUGGUGAUGUGCUGUGCAUUUCUUGGCCCAUUUUAUCGGUUUGGGGUGUAUUUAAUAUCCCCAUGAGUGACUGACCAAUGUUGACAACAACAGGAAACAAAUACGGAUCAUGCUGUGAUUUACAAUGAAAGGACAGAAAAAAAAUAAAGCUGGCGUGAUUAUAUAUAAAUGUUUCUGUUGUCAACAAAUUCCAUGAAAAAACAUGACAGCAUUGUGUUGGUUGCAUUGAGGAUUUAACAAUAUUUGACAGAAAAUGUGAUGACAGUUGUGGGGUGGUUUGCCGAUAUUGUAGGCCACUGUGCAUCACAUUUGAUUAAACGUGCAGUCUUAAUUAAUCUGAUUAGCUUUUAAACUCAUAGUUAAAAACACUGAACACAUUUUCUGGACAUAAACUUAGACUAUAUAUAUGUAAUGUGUUGAGGGGAUUUAAUACCCUGUUGGUGACACUCAGCCUAAGCCCCUUGAUUCCUACAGAAGACGUACUUAUUCAAAACAGCUCAUUAAUAUAUUGUUUCAUUUUAAAAUUAUUUAAAUUAUUUAUUAUACAAGACACUGUAGUUUUUAGCAAAUGUUACUCAAACAGGAUAAAUUGUGCAUUUGUUGGAGACUAUUUUCAGCAGCGGAUUAAUACUCAUUUUGUGCGCUAGUGACUUUAUAUAGCAGCCCGACAGUGUGGGAUUUACUCCAAAUAAACUACAGUGCCCAUGAGGUAAUGAAGGUAAAUGUGAGCCAGUGCAGCACUGUGGCUCAUUGAUACAUUUUAAUAAUUAAUAAUAGCAAAGGAUUAUGUUACAGUAUAUCAGGCUUUGACAGGCAAUACUUGUUUUGUAAGAUCAAUUCAUUGUUGUUUUUUAAUGGGAAAUGUCACCAGCCUUAUCCUUUAAACUCAGCAGUCUUACAGUUGAAAACUGUCAAAGCAGGAAAGAAACCACUCCCGUUUUUUUACAAUGCAUCACAGCCACAGGCUGUGUCAAAGACAAGCAUCUUCUCCUCUUACUUUUAACUUUCCCUCUCUCCACCACUGCAGAAUACAACCAUUUCCAGUACCUGGAUGGUCAGAAAUAAUGUAGAAUAUAGGAAAUCAUUAGCAAAUGAAGCAGGAUGAGGGGAAAAUAACAUAAUUGCAAAAAAUGUAUCACAACAUAAGUCCUGAAAUGCACUGAACAUCGUCAUCAUCAUACAUGGUCAUUAGUCUGACUGUGUCCAAAGGUGUGAUUUUACUUGAAGGUUAAUUGGAAGGUUGUUGCUUGAAUUGGGAUUUUAACGUCUGCAGGAUGCCAGAGGUCAGCUUUAGAUCUUGUCCGGCCCACUCUAGGACACCUCUGGGUUCACAGCAGACACCGAGCGCCUGUACAAAGGCAGCACCCAUCCCCUGCUUCCACAGCUGGUCGUGUAUUAUUUUUCUUCUCGUCUGAGUUCCUGCUUUAAAAAAUCUUAUGUAUGGCUUCUCUCUAUCCCUACAAGCAAAAUGGGCAGUCUGAGUUUACUGAAAUCAUACAUAUCUCCACCUAUUAUGUAUAUAAAAGGCUUUUCUCGUCCCCCAGUGAAAAUGUUUGUUCUCCUCCCAAACAUGCCUCAGUGUACCUGAAUUAGUUACCUACCGCGUGAGUACUUUUCCUUUCUUCUCUCAUUUAUGCGUCUUCUUUUGCUGUUGUUGUAUUAAUUAGAACAUGGCACAGCACUCUUCAGUGGAGGCUUUACCUUCAGAGAGAUGUUUUAUAUGUCAUAACAGAUUUGUAGAAAAAUAAAAAAAAUAUCUAAAAAGACACUCAAUGUUUGUAUUAUAAAGAAGAUAUGGGGUGCUGGGAAAGUGUUAUACACUUUGAAGAGUAUAAAAAAUAAAACACAUGCACACACACACACACACACACACACACUGAUGUUGAAUAAUCUGUAGAUGCUAAUGUUGUUUGAAGCCAGUUUUGAGUUGAUUUCAUUUUAUGUUGUUACAAUUUCAAAAAGGAAUUCCUGUUGGUGUUUUUUAAGUGCUUGAAAUUGAACACCAUUUGAAUAUUUCUUUGUCUUUUUCCUUUUUUACAGUAUUUUACUACUGGAAUCUGAUCACCAGAGUUUGUUCACCAGAAACAUCAUUAUUGUUGUUUUUCCAAACGAGAACAAGGGUGUUACUGAGUUUUAAAAUAAAAACGAUGGUCAAUAAAUGGGUUCGCAGGUUAAAAAAAAAAAAAGAAUACAACUAUUAGGAAUCAGACUUUUGAGAAAUAAACCUUUUUUUCUAACCAAAGUGUCCUGGAUGGAAGUCAUCAUGCUUUUGUAACUGAAUAAAGGAAUAAACUAUG
This is a messenger RNA of Perca fluviatilis (European perch), 6343 nucleotides long. RefSeq names its product glutamate receptor, ionotropic, AMPA 1a (gene gria1a). The transcript is spliced from 14 exons. The coding region runs from base 73 to 2550 and encodes 825 amino acids. Gene Ontology annotation, biological process: synaptic transmission, glutamatergic; modulation of chemical synaptic transmission. Gene Ontology annotation, molecular function: transmitter-gated monoatomic ion channel activity involved in regulation of postsynaptic membrane potential; AMPA glutamate receptor activity. NCBI's taxonomy places the organism in Eukaryota, Metazoa, Chordata, Actinopteri, Perciformes, Percidae. Gene Ontology annotation, cellular component: plasma membrane; AMPA glutamate receptor complex; postsynaptic membrane. The record is from RefSeq and is a predicted model, not a curated record.